Messenger RNA from Cyanistes caeruleus (blue tit), 2015 nucleotides. RefSeq names its product E3 ubiquitin-protein ligase PHF7-like. NCBI's taxonomy places the organism in Eukaryota, Metazoa, Chordata, Aves, Passeriformes, Paridae. The record is from RefSeq and is a predicted model, not a curated record. Gene Ontology annotation, cellular component: nucleus.
UUGGAAAAGGUACUGGUAGGACAAAGACUUGUGGGCUGAGACACUUUAAUCAGCAAAACAAAUCAUAGCACAUCAUACACGUGAUGAAAAGGCCACAGUGCCUCACACCAGCUGCCUGAUGGGGCACCAGUCUGAGAGCAGCAGCAGCAGCAAGAAGUUCCACUUGUGCUGCUGAGCAGACAUGCUGUCAGCUCUGGGAUCCCCCUGCCCUCCGGGCCAGCUCCUGUCACACCUGUGGGCCCUGCCAGCAGCUGCUGCCCCCAGCCUGGGCCCUGGUGUCGGGGCUCAGAAGCAGGACAGGCCUCGGCACUCUCCGCUCGGCCAUGGCUCUCACAGCACUCUGAGAACACCCACGUUGAUUUGGUCACAAAUACAAAACUCACUCCCCCAAAAACUAAAUCCCAUCCCCUCCACGCCAGCCACUACUGCCACACCAUCACACAGCAUGCUCCUGGGGGAGCCCACAGAGCGCUGCUGCCCACGUCACAGUGGCCCCAGUGACAUCACCACUCCGGCCUAGGCCGUACAACCUGGCUGUGCGGCAACACAACCCUCAGAUUUGAGGAGAGGAUCACAGAGACACAGCUCGCUCCAGGCUGCUCAGGAGGCAUGAGGUAAGUCCCACCCUUUUGGUGCCUCUGACGCAGCUCACACCCAUCUCUCUCUGCUCAUGGCUAGUGCACAAGUGCCAGGAGGAGGAACACCUGCACUGCUGCCCAAGGAACGCUCCAGGCGCUCACCAUCAACUCGGAAAGGAACCAACACGGCACAGCCACAAAAUGUCCCCGAGGAGAAAGCGUGCAUGCUGUGCCACCGGACCCAGGCGGACACCGACAUCUGUGGGCACAAGAGAAUGAACUUCAAGCUCUGUGUCCACACCUACUGCCAGAUCCUCGCUACUGGGCUCUACCCAAAUGAGAACACCGGACGCUUUCUCGUUGGGGACACCAGGCGCAUCAUCAGAGAAGCAGCCAAGAAGAGCUGUGUCAUCUGUUACAAGAUGGGGGCAAGCAUCACCUGCUGCCACACAGGCUGUGACCGCACCUUCCACCUGCCCUGCGCCCCAGACGGUGGAUGCGUCACCCAGUACUUCGGGGCCUACAGGUCCUUCUGCUGGGAGCACCGCCCACAGCAGGCGCUGCAGCCACGACCAAGCCAGGACAGCACCUGCAGCAUCUGCCUCGACACCGUGGAAGACAAAAUUUCCUACACAACGAUGGGAUGUCCUGUGUGCCAAGACGCCCGCUUCCACCGGCACUGCAUCCAGAGAAUGGCUCUGCACGCUGGCAUUGCCUUCCGAUGCCCGCGUUGCCUCAACCAAGAGCCGUUCAUGAUCAAUAUGCUCAUUGUGGGGAUCCGGCUCUCCAAGAGCCCCCCAUCAUGGUACAGUGAUCCAGACAUCAGACCCUCACGUCAGAGGCACGGCCGCUGCGAUGCCGCAACGUGCCUUUGUCCGGGAGGCAGGGAGCACGCGGAGGCAGACGGACCCUGGCAACUCUGUCUGUGUGCCUCCUGCGCAGCCAUGGGCACCUACCAACGCUGCUCAUCUUUGGCAAACAGCACCCACUCCUCCAAGUCCACCGCCUCUGCUGGCCCCGACUCUGGUAGGCACCAAAGCAUUCAAUGCCAUGCAACAGCCUCCACUGACAAUCCAGACUUUGCCAGCCCCAGCACUUCCACACAGGCCCUCUCGGGGCUGGCUGAGGGCACUUUGGCGGCCAACACUCAACCUGCACGGCCAAAACGGCCAUACAGGCCUCCAUGGAUCUUCCACGGAUCCACCAAGGACAAUCGCUCCCAGCCUGGGCCAAUUCGGAUGAGACACGUCUGGCGGCAACAACGGCGAGCAAAAACACCCUACAGCCGUCCGACAAACAACAACAGCAGGGCAAACUGACAGCCCACAGCCCUCCUCACCCCUACCCAUGAAAAAACAUAGAUAGAUAGAUAGAUAGAUAGAUAGAUAGAUAGAUAGAUAGAUAGUUUAGACAGAUUAGGUAGAUCAGAUAGAUUAG